AUGCCCUCCUCCGCCUUAACGGGCGAUCUGGCUAACUUGUUAACAGGUGUAAAGGGAUACACCUCGGACCAGAGUGCCACAGCAGAGAAUAUCACCGCCCUACUGGAGAAGCUCACGACAUGCGGCAAGCAGCUUUACGUUUUGGAUCGGGAAGUGGAGGACAGCAUCGCUCCUGAAGCGUUCAGAAGUGAAUACGACUCUGUUCUGCAGUAUGAAGAAAGGAUAACAGAGUGCAUCGCAAGGCUACGACUCACCUUCGAACGACUGCCACCGACUACAUCGACGCCUACACCAGCAGUCUCUCCGACGCCACAGAUCCCUGACCGUAGUACCGGAGUCAGGCUGCAACGCCUUCAACUGAGGAAGUUCCGCGGAGAUUUUACAGAAUGGCAGCCGUUCUGGGAUGAGUUCAAGGCCAACGUGCACGACAACAGGAAUUUAACCAAGUCGGAUAAAUUCCAUUACCUUCGAUCGUUGUUGCUCGGAACAGCGGAGGCAGCCAUAUCAGGACUGCAGACGACCGAAGCGGCGUACGACGACGCUAUCGCUUUGCUCACUCAACGGUUCGGAGACCGCGGAAGGCUUGAGGAACAGUACCUAGGGAAGCUUAGAACGCUUCCACAUGUUAAGUCUUCAACGGACACGUGCGGUUUGCGAAAACUCCACGACUACGUGCAGACGAACAUAUGCGGUUUACGCUCUUUAGGCAUACCAACAGUGACUUACUCUUCGAUGAUGACGCAAAUCCUACUGGCCGCAAUACCGUCCGACAUAGUGCUCGAGUACCAUCGUUUGAACCUCCGGAGCAUGCAGAGAGACGCCGCAACACCAGCAGAACACGAAGUCGCCACGUUACAAGAUGAAGGCGCUGCCUCCACAGCUUCCGCAGAACUGAACAAGGUGUUGGCUUUCCUGAAGGCGGAAGUUGAAAGCAGAGAAAGGAGUGGACUUUGCGACCGUCAGGAUCAGAAACCGUCCGGCCAACGGAAGACGGGAGCAAAAGGUCAUGCCAGUGCACCCUCGGCUUUCGCGUUGCACAACCAAACUGUCCCGACGAACUGCCUCUUUUGCAAGGCGAAGUCUCACGCCACUGAGAACUGCAACGCAGACAUGUCGCAGGAAGACAAAAAGAAGACGUGGCCAAGUACAGGCGCAGUUUUCGGUGCACGAAGGCGUUCCACAAUUCAAAGGAAUGCCGUUACAAGGGAAGGUGCUCAAAAUGCAGAGGAAGACACGUUGCCACAAUGUGCGACCCCAACUGGACGGCCGCGCACGCUAAGGAAACUCAAGACAAAAACGCCAUCGAAACGACAGAAACUUCAGUCCUGA
Ornithodoros turicata is the source of this 1329-nucleotide messenger RNA. RefSeq lists its product as uncharacterized. Bases 1 to 1329 code for a protein of 442 amino acids. The transcript has 2 exons. NCBI's taxonomy places the organism in Eukaryota, Metazoa, Arthropoda, Arachnida, Ixodida, Argasidae. The record is from RefSeq and is a predicted model, not a curated record.